CCAGCUGUAGAUGUGCUUCUGAAAGUUUUUGAGCAUGUGGCUUCUUUGCAUAUAAGAGACGCUGUGCCUACAUUAAUCAGUACCUUUUGUAAGCUCAUUGAUGCUGGUAUGUUGCUUGAGUUUGAACAUUUUGACUAUAUCAUUAAGUUCCUUCACCAAUUGCAAGUUUCCAGUCAGGAAAUAAAUACUGUUUUGAACAUAAAAUCCAGAUUUCAGGAAAGACAUCUUGAAAAGAACUGGGUUUUUGACUUCAACUUGGCAGUGGCUGAAAUUCAGCAUUGCAAGGAAAAAAGUGAUUGGACUAAGCUGGGAGCUUUGUAUGUGAAUGCGAGAAUUGGAUGUGAACAUUUUGAUGAUCUUCAGAAAUUGUCUUUAUGUAUUGCUGAAAUACUAGCCAGAGAUUGUAAGGCAGACAGACCAGGAGUUCCUUUUUGUGAUUUUGCUGAUGCAGUAAUAAAAAAAUCACAACAUAAUGAAGCAGACAGAAUUUUCAUUGGAAGGAUUGGGAUAAGUGUAAUGUAUUCUUAUCACAAACUAUUGCAGUGGAUAAAGGGAAGGAAGGUUUUGGAUAAAUUGCAUGAGCUACAGAUACAUUUUACAGUCUUGAAAGGAGUUACAGGUGCAGAAAGGUUUGCAUCAAGAUGUCAAAUUGUUAAUAAAGCUGCAGAAAUUUUUCUUAAAACUGGAAGUUUGGAUGGAGCAACAUGGGUAUUGAGAGAGUCAGAGUGGACCACAAAUGCACCGUUGUGGCCCUGUGAUAAAAUGGACAUACUCAGUCGACAUAAUCUGUUAUGUACACUAGUGCACAAAUACUUGAGGAAGAGUUUAUACAGGCAGGCAUUUGAAGUUCUGCAGAACUUACCAGGUUUUCAAAAUCAUUCUGAUACUGUAGAUGUUUCUCAGUACAGCUGCCUUUUUAACAAGCUGAUAAAUGCCUGUUUUGAGAGCAAGAACCUUGGGAUCUCAUCUUCUGCAGUAGACUUCAUGCUUUCAAAAAACAUAGCUAUUGAUUUUUCUUUACUUAGAGGAUUAAUCACAGCUUUGGGAAGAAGUUCUUUGUGGUCUAAAGCUAGGACCUACUACAAAAGUGCUUUAUCAUUGGGUUGCUACCCACCACAGCACGGAAAUUUAUAUCACAAACUUUUGACGAUUCCAUCUUACCUGUCUGAGGUUGAGAUGCUUUUGGCCAUUGAAAUAUUUCUUGUUUCAAAUGCCAGUGAUAUUCAAAGUCCAAUGGCUGCUACUCAGACUCUUCAAAUAAUACUGAAAAGAUGUGAAGAGCAGACAGUUCAGAAUAACAGUGACUAUCAAGCGGCAGUGGAGAGAUUGAUCCUGGCUGCUCGUGUAUCUGAUCCAAAGCUUUUUCUUAAGCAUAUGACAAUGAAUGUUAACAUGGAAGAAGUUUACAGCUUGGAGUUUACAUCUGCUCUAAAAUGGCUUCAGGAGAAUAUGAAAUGGGCUGCAAAGGUCUGGCUGUUUCAGUAG
Pelecanus crispus (Dalmatian pelican) is the source of this 1485-nucleotide messenger RNA. Lineage: Eukaryota; Metazoa; Chordata; Aves; Pelecaniformes; Pelecanidae. The record is from RefSeq and is a predicted model, not a curated record.